CCUACAUCUCUUAAAUCUCAGGGUUUCGGCGAGGAGGAGAGGAGACGAUAACGAGAUCUCAGAGAAGGAAUUCAUCAAUGGCUCCGAAGGCAGCGAGAGCUAGCAGGAACCCUGAUCUCAUUCGUGGGGUUGGGAAAUAUUCGAGGUCGAAGAUGUACCACAAGCGGGGUCUUUGGGCAAUCAAGGCAAAAAAUGGUGGUGUCUUCCCUCGCCACGAUGCCAAGCUUCAGGCCGACGCUCCGGCAGAGAAGGCGCCGAAGUUUUACCCUGCUGACGAUGUCAAGAAGCCACUUGUCAACAAGCGCAAGGCUAAGCCCACCAAACUUAGGUCUAGCAUUACUCCUGGAACCGUGCUUAUCAUUCUCGCUGGAAGGUUCAAGGGAAAGAGAGUUGUGUUCUUGAAGCAACUUCCAUCUGGGUUGCUUUUAGUCACUGGACCAUUCAAGGUCAAUGGUGUUCCGCUGAGGCGUGUGAAUCAGUCGUAUGUGAUUGCAACCUCCACCAAGGUAGACAUUGCAGGAGUCAACGUGGAGAAGUUUGAUGACAAAUAUUUCUCCAAGGAAGUUAAGAUGAAGAAAAAGAAGGGAGAAGGAGAGUUCUUUGAGGCAGAGAAGGAGGAAAAAAGCUCACUCCCACAGGACAAAAAGGAUGAUCAAAAGGCCGUGGACUCAGCUUUGCUCAAGUCGAUCGAGGCUGUUUCAGAUUUAAAGACAUACUUAGCUGCCAGGUUUUCUCUAAAGGCAGGCAUGAAACCUCAUGAGCUUGUUUUCUAGAUAUUUGCUGUUUUCUUGUGGAAUUGAUCACUACAAUUUUCUUGUUUUGUGUUUUGUUAUGAGGAUUCUAGAUUUGAAAUUAUAUCCCGUAAUGAAUUUUGACUGAUAGUGAUAAGAUAUGUAAUAUUUCUUUUAUUCCCAUCA
Cucurbita pepo subsp. pepo (vegetable marrow) is the source of this 917-nucleotide messenger RNA. Its product is annotated as large ribosomal subunit protein eL6y-like. Gene Ontology annotation, biological process: cytoplasmic translation; ribosomal large subunit assembly. The record is from RefSeq and is a predicted model, not a curated record. Gene Ontology annotation, cellular component: cytosolic large ribosomal subunit; ribosome. NCBI's taxonomy places the organism in Eukaryota, Viridiplantae, Streptophyta, Magnoliopsida, Cucurbitales, Cucurbitaceae. Gene Ontology annotation, molecular function: RNA binding; structural constituent of ribosome.